GACCGGUGGAACGGCACUGCGUGCUAUCGAACUACUGCGGUGCAUGACAGGAAAAGAGGAGACUGGUCGUCAACAUGGGAACACAGGACCGAAACUAGACAAUUGGAUCAUGCAUGGGUUCUUUCUUCUGGAAUUAUUGUAAUCUUCAUGGACGCUAUGCCCGUUGGAACAGGAGAUUUCCCGGAGGAAAAUAGCUCCUUCGUUGUUAAACGGGAUUGUGCGUUCAAUGGACCCUGACACUCUGUGCACAUCAUUUUGCAAGCCACGGUUCUGGGCCCUUCUCCUGUUGCUGAAUUAUUGGGUGAUUUUAGCCAAAAGAUGAAACGGACGUCGCCCUGAAAAACGGCGUCCAGGAGUGGUCCACAACUACUGUCAUCUGAAUUUCUUAUCAUAUAAAAACUGCCGGCAUGGCUGAGAGGCCCGGGGAUGGCUCCGUCUCCAUCCCCAUGGUGGAGACCAAUAAGCCGGCCGGAGCGCUGCCGCCAGCGGCGCCCACGGACGCCGCGCUGCUCACGCACCUGAAGAAGGUGGAGAACCACAUCACCGAGGCCCAGCGCUUCUCCCACCUGCCCCGACGCUCCGCCGUGGACCUGGAGUUCAAGGAGCUCUCCUACAUCAUCCGCGAGGGGCCCUGCUGGAGGAGGAGAGGAUACAAGGCCCUGCUGAAGUGUCUGUCGGGGAAGUUCUGCAGCCGAGAGCUCAUCGGCAUCAUGGGCCCGUCAGGAGCGGGCAAGUCCACCCUGAUGAACAUCCUCGCCGGCUACAGGGAAACGGGGAUGAAGGGACAGAUCAUGGUGAAUGGGAAGCCCCGGGAUUUGCGCACCUUCCGGAAGAUGUCCUGUUACAUCAUGCAGGACGACAUGCUGCUGCCAAACCUCACCAUCCGGGAGGCCAUGAUGGUGUCAGCAAACCUGAAGCUCAAUGAGAGUAUGGAGGUGAAAAAAGAGCUGGUGAAUGAGAUCCUGACAGCCCUGGGUCUGCAGGAGUGUGCACAAACUCGAACUCACUCUCUAUCUGGCGGUCAGUGCAAGAGGCUGGCCAUCGCCCUGGAGCUGGUCAACAACCCGCCCGUCAUGUUUUUCGACGAGCCCACGAGUGGACUGGACAGCUCCUCCUGUUUCCAAGUGGUCUCCCUGAUGAAGUCGCUGGCACAGGGGGGCAGGACCAUCAUCUGCACCAUCCACCAGCCGAGCGCCAAGCUCUUCGAGAUGUUCGAUAAGCUGUACAUUCUGAGCCAAGGCCAGUGCAUCUACAAGGGCACUGUCACCUACCUCAUCCCCUACCUGAAGAACCUGGGCCUGCACUGCCCCACUUACCACAACCCUGCAGACUUCAUUAUCGAGGUGGCAAGUGGAGAAUACGGAGACCUCAACCCCGUUCUCUUCGAGGCCGUGCAGGGAGGACUCUGCACCGAGGAGGGGAAGAAGAACUCCAGCGACAAGAACGACCCGGCCUCCUCCUGUCCCUCUCAAUGCCACAACGAUUCAGGACACAUUGAGAAGCAUACCUUUGCCACGAGCACCCUGACUCAGUUCUGCAUUCUCUUCAAGAGGACCUUCAUCACAAUAUGUCGGGACACGGUACUGACCCACCUGAGGGUGAUGUCCCACCUCUGCAUAGGCGUUCUGAUUGGUCUCCUGUAUUUGAACAUUGGGAACGACGCCAGCAAGGUGUUCAAUAACACCGGCUUCCUCUUCUUCUCCAUGCUCUUCCUCAUGUUCGCCGCCCUCAUGCCCACCGUACUUACCUUUCCCUUGGAGAUGUCAGUUUUUCUUAGAGAACACCUGAACUACUGGUACAGCCUGAAGGCCUACUACCUUGCCAAGACCAUGGCAGACAUACCAUUCCAGAUCAUCUGUCCCAUCAUGUACUGCAGCAUUGUGUACUGGAUGACAGAGCAGCCCCCGGAGGCGGGCCGAUAUCUGCUCUUCAUGGCCCUGUCCACCUCCACUGCCCUGGUGGCCCAGUCGCUCGGCCUUCUUAUCGGAGCUGCGUCCACAUCCCUGCAGGUGGCCACGUUCGUGGGUCCAGUCACCGCCAUCCCUGUGCUUUUGUUCUCUGGCUUCUUUGUGAAUUUCGACACCAUCCCCAAGUACCUGCAGUGGAGCUCCUAUGUGUCUUAUGUCAGGUAUGGCUUCGAGGGAGUCAUUCUAUCCAUUUACGGGAUGAACCGGUCAGAGUUGGCCUGCCCCGGGACCAUGCCCUCCGGCUUCUGCAAGUUCCAGAAGCCGGAGGAAGUGCUCCAGCUGCUGGACGUGGAGGACGCCAAGCUCUAUGUGGACUUCAUGGUGCUGGGAGCCUUCUUCGUCAUUCUCAGACUGGCCACCUACUUUGUGCUGCGCUACAAAGUCAAGUCCGAACGCUGACCUCGGGUCAGUGUUUCCGACAGAAUCACUCUUUGAGCACUGCAACGUACAGGAGUGGAUGUUGUACAAAGAGACACACAUACAAAGUAUACAUACACACGCUCUGACACAGACACUAACACACUCACAUUCACACACACAUACACACACUACACGUUUACACCAACCAAUGCAAAUUACUUUUGAAUCUGUUUUGUACCUCGUAUAAAGCUUAGACUUGAACAAUCAGACUUGAAUUAAUUUGGAAACUUUUCCAUGUAUUUUUUUCAAUACAUGACUAAAAUGUUUUGUUUGAAGGUAUUAUCCUUUCUGUUAACUUCAGACGACGAAGUGUUUUGUUUACUUUUUAUUCACUGCAUUUAUUUUUUAAAAAGUCUCUACCUUUAGUUUCUCAAUCAAAUCUACCUUUUUAUAUAGUCACCGUAUAUCAUCACUUAACGCAGUGUAAAUACUUUGGGAACUGAUUUGCGACGCAUGAUUCUCUAUGGAAGGGGUUGGAUGCACUGUCUCUGUCAAUGUUUGCCCUUCAGUAGCAUGUGGACUGGCCGCUAGCUCUUUGCCCCAAAGACCAGGACUCUCAACAGAACGCAAAGGAUAUAAAUGAAUGAUGCCCCUAACAGAUGGCACUGCAGCCAUGCAAGUAUGUACUCAAACGUUUUACGUGGCUAACCAGAAUUGAUUUUGUUUUGUUUGUUUGUUUCAUUUUUUUGGUGUGUUCUGGGAAUGAGAGUUGUGCUGCCACUCUCGAAUGCCUCUUUUUGGACUCUCGCGGUUUGCGUUUGGGACAGAACCGUCAGUGGUACCUGAUGUGGGGACUACAGUGUGUUCCACACUUCACAGGAUUUCAUUGUUUUCUUUAUUCCAACGCUGAUAACAUGAACUGCUUGUCCAGUGGCAAUUCGUGUCUGAGACCCAGCUUGCAUUGAACUGGAUGGACUUGCACAGUGGAUGUCUGAUCCAGUUCAUCAAUGAGAGAGAGAGCACGCAAGAGAGUGAGUGAGUGAGAGAGAGCGAGCGAGGACACCUUCACCUCAUUCACCUGUGGCUGUGAGGGUGAAUAGGUGCAUAUCCUGGAACAGGUGAUCUCUCUGUUGUCAUGGGACACCAUGCAACAUUUCCUUCCCAUCGUUACUACCCAUUAACUAUACUCGUCCCAGCAACGGACAUCCAUAGGACUCCGAGAUCACCCAACAUAUCCACUGUUUCCCUAGGAACAUGGCUGAUUCACAAUAAUAAUAAUACAAGGAAAAGUUUGCAUCUGCAAAAAAACAUGUUCCUUUUUAAACACUAAGAUGACUAACCUGGAGAGAUUAUAUCAUCCUCAACAACAACUGCAAUGAUUUUUUUCUUGGUUCAAUCCCCUGCUCACCAUUUCCAAUCAGUUUCUAUAAAUGUAGACUGUUACAGACUGAGCCUUGCAGUUGAUAAAAUGUCUCUCUGAAGUGAUAACCAUAACUGUAUAGAGUACCUGUGUUUAGUUGUAGUUACAAGAAGGAUGAGGUUGAACCUUCGACACAAUGUUCCAAAGGCUAGUCUAUGCCAUGAGCCAAUUUCAGGUGUCUGGCCUAGUUGAUGUUAAUGAUGCCUUAAUUGGCAGGGUAAAACAUCUUCCUAUUUCUGUCUUUCCUAUAGACUGAGCUGUUCCAGAGGAAGUUAGUUUACACAGUGGCGACAUCUUGUGAAAUAGGCUCAUUGUGUCUUCAGUUGAACCUUCUACUUUGAGUAGUUGCAUUCAUUUUCACAGUUAUGCACUGAAUGUUCCCAUGAAUCCGCAUUCUCCAGGAGAAGCUAUACGGUCUACCUGUGUUCACAACAUGACUUUCUGGAUGGGCUUUGUGUGCAACUAUUUUGUCUGUGUCAUUUUUCGUAAGGAUUGUCAGAUGUCCAGUGUCGUUAGCCACACUGUUGGAUACUUGAAAUGCUGGGUUGGCCAAUCAUCUGCCUCACGGCCUGUUUGGUUUUACUGUGACCGCAGUAGUAAAUUCAGAUGUUUAUGAUUUGCACCUAUAUAUCGCACCCAUAUGCUGUACACACCAGGGAGGCUCCUCUUGACAACAGUGCAAUGCAAAGAUCUUUGUUUAUAAUGGGAAAAAAAAUGUGGAAACUAUGAAAAUAUCUCUCAUGAUUCUUGACUCUGCUACUUAGUUUGUCCUAUAAUACUACUACUAAUAACCUUGAGUAUAUACACAAUGACAGUAGAUGUGUGAUGCUGUAAACAAAAAUGUAUGUACAUAUAUGCACUUUUGUUAAUGUUUCUCAAAUGAUUCCUUUUGGAUUAAUUUGUAUUUAGUUUUAUUUUUAUAUGAAUAUGGACGGUACUGCUUAGUUGAGUCUGGAACUGGGGACAGCAUGACCUUGGGAGCAAAAAAAAAAGAUGUCACAAGGAGCCCAUGCUUUUCAAUCAUUUGGAAGUCGAAUUUACGUAAUUUUUGUACGCAAGUAUUCAGAAAAGUAGUGUUUUACCCAAUGAUAUUAAGUGCUGGCUGAACGCCAUUUAGUGACCCAUAUCACAGUUGGUAGAUCUGUAUGGAACAGCUGAAACAGCUCUGAUUAAUUUAUUUUCCCAAAGACAAGGGCUGGUCUUUCCACUUGUGUAGAACCACGCCAAGGUUAGGCAAGGACCAUUGUGCAAUAACGUGACGCGGUUACAGUUUUGGAGCGAUAGUCUAAUAACUCAUCUGAGGGAGGAUUGGACCGAUGUAUCCCAAUCAGGAGAGACAUUUGGAUGGCUCAAGUGACAUAAGUCAGUGACAUAAUGACAGCUGUCUGUUAGAGAAUAGGAUAAUAUCUGUUUCUAAUAGCAAUAGUAAAGUACUGUGCCUAGAGAGCGUUAUUGUAUGUUAUAACCGAAUACUUCUGUGUCCUGUGGUGGUCAGACAUUUCACAACUAUAAUGAUGAUUGUCCUCUGUUUUCAAUUCUAUAUACAUGUCCCUCCCCCUUCAAAUUGUAUGUGUGUAAUACAAGUAUUGGGAAACUGGUAUUUUGAGACCAGGUUUUGGGGGCUUAAAAAGGAACUCCUCUGUGUGGCUGUGAAUUUGAGAGAUUUUUUUCUAUUUGAGAUUCUUUGAGAUUCUGCUCGAGAUUACUCCUACUCCACCUUAUUUCUUCCAGAAAUCUGGUUCACUAUUUGAGCAAUGCAGCGUGCAUGCCUUACAAAUAUAAAAAGCCUUCAAAACUUUCCUCACGUACGUAUGAUUGCAAAUGCUGCAGAUUAUGGAUUGUUGUAAUAUUUGACAGAUACACUGAACUGUAUGUAUAGAUCAUUCUCUAUUAAAAGCUGUCUACACAGCUGUGUAAGCUUUUACACAAACUUUAUUUCCCAGCAGUUUCUCAUGUCCUGACAUUGCUUUCCUCUUGCUUUUCCUUUCAUUUCAUUUAAUAUAUAUUUGUUUCAUCAAAAGAUUAAAAAAAAAAAAGUUCUAUGUAUUUACAUAUGUUAAAUUAUUACAAUAAAUGCAU
Messenger RNA from Sardina pilchardus (European sardine), 5826 nucleotides. It is a transcript of the gene abcg4a, whose product is annotated as ATP-binding cassette, sub-family G (WHITE), member 4a. Gene Ontology annotation, cellular component: membrane. The record is from RefSeq and is a predicted model, not a curated record. Gene Ontology annotation, molecular function: ABC-type sterol transporter activity; ATP hydrolysis activity; ATP binding. Bases 408 to 2366 code for a protein of 652 amino acids. NCBI's taxonomy places the organism in Eukaryota, Metazoa, Chordata, Actinopteri, Clupeiformes, Clupeidae. Gene Ontology annotation, biological process: cholesterol efflux; cholesterol homeostasis; transmembrane transport. The transcript has 16 exons.